This is a messenger RNA of Strongylocentrotus purpuratus (purple sea urchin), 1250 nucleotides long. RefSeq names its product sepiapterin reductase. Bases 97 to 924 code for a protein of 275 amino acids. Lineage: Eukaryota; Metazoa; Echinodermata; Echinoidea; Camarodonta; Strongylocentrotidae. The record is from RefSeq and is a predicted model, not a curated record. Gene Ontology annotation, molecular function: sepiapterin reductase (NADP+) activity. The transcript is spliced from 2 exons. Gene Ontology annotation, biological process: tetrahydrobiopterin biosynthetic process.
CUUGUCUAUGUAAGCUCUGUGCGUGUGGUCAACAAACCUGCUAAGCUAGCUAGCUGAAAUCUUCCCGGGUCUGCGAGUGAUUCAAACAGAUAAAAUAUGGCAACUGCACAAGUAUUCGACUCCAAAACAUUUUGUAUAAUCACAGGAGGAAGUCGAGGUAUAGGUCGUGCCAUAGCAGUAACAUUAUCUGCGAAAUUUGGUCCAGGUUCAGUCCUAGUAUUGACGGGACGUUCAGCAGCGGAUCUCAACGAGACGCAGCGUCAAGUCCAGGCCACUGCGCCUGGCGUAAGCGUGAAUGUAAUUACCGCUGAUCUUUCUAAAGCUGAAACCCUGUCCGAUUCAUUUUCUAGCCUGACUAAAGCUGUGAACCCGUCGGAUUUUCAGCAUGUGUUACUUGUUAAUAACGCAGGAAGCAUCAAUGACAUGUCGAGAUAUAUGAGACAGAUUACUACUUUAGAUGUGGAUAACCUGCAGCAAUAUUUCAUGCUGAAUUUAACAUCAGCACUAUUGUUAACCACUCACUUCUUGCGAACCUUCCCACACCGAGAGGGACUGCGGAGAACUAUUAUCAACAUCACAUCUCUCGCUGCUAUCAAGCCGAUGAAGACAUGUGGUCUGUAUUGUAUGGUAAAGGCGGCCAGAGACAUGAUGAUGAUGACCUUAGCAGCUGAAGAACCAGACGUACGCUUCCUGAACUAUGCCCCUGGUCCAGUAGAUACAGACAUGUAUAGAGAAAUCUGUAAUGAGAGCAUUGAUCAGGAGUUGAGAGAGAUGAUGAUUGGUGUAGAAACCAACAAUGUGCUCCUCAAACCUCAUCAAACUGCUGAGAAGUUAGCUCUUUUUCUGGAGGGAGAUGGAUACGAGUCUGGGGCGCAUGUUGAUUACUUUGAUGUCCCAGAGAAGCAGGAGAAUUCAUCAUCUUGAAUCACAUACAUUAAUCAUCUAUUAAAUAUAUUUUUUGUCAAUGCAUGUCUACUGUCAAUAGGCUGCUUCAAAAGUAAUACAUGAACCCAGUGAUUUUUGGUGUUUCAUGAGAUUGCCAAAGAUUGUACAAGGUUAUGUGAGGUGUCCAGGUAUGUAGCCUAAGGGUUUUAUCAGGAUUCAUUUAAUUUCAAGAUUCGCUUGGUAAUGCUUAUAUUGAGAUCGUCCAUGGUUAAAGAUAAACUUUAGUACUGGUAAUGCGAUUGCAUUGUGAAAGAAAAGGUGUGGAAAAGAUCAGAAACAGUUGAUCAUGUAGCAUGUAAGUAUUG